This is a messenger RNA of Ipomoea nil (Japanese morning glory), 984 nucleotides long. RefSeq names its product DNA (cytosine-5)-methyltransferase CMT3-like. Gene Ontology annotation, cellular component: nucleus. The transcript has 4 exons. NCBI's taxonomy places the organism in Eukaryota, Viridiplantae, Streptophyta, Magnoliopsida, Solanales, Convolvulaceae. The coding region runs from base 1 to 447 and encodes 148 amino acids. The record is from RefSeq and is a predicted model, not a curated record.
AUGUGUAUUACCACCUCUGCAAAAGCCUUCCAAAAUUCUCUUAUUUGGAAUACUUUUAAUGAUAACCGGAUUUGCUUACUGGCCUUAUUCAUUUUGCAGAAAUUGCCACAGUAUCCAUUGCCAACACAUAAUGUUGUUGUGAGAGGUGUUAUUCCUACUGAGUUUGAGCUAAAUACUGUUGCAUAUGAUGAAGGGCAUGGUGCCAACUUGAAGAAAGAGCUCUUUCUAGGGGAUGCAAUAUCUGAUCUUCCUCCGGUGGAGAAUAAUGAGAAGAGGGAUGAUAUGGAAUAUGUUGAUAAACCUGGGUCUGAAUUCCAGCAGUUUAUAAGGCUUGGGAGAGAUGGUUUGCCUGGAACGUUGCACGAUCACUGUCCAUUACAAUUAAAUGAUGAUGACUAUCAACGUGUCUGUCACAUUCCGAAAGCCAAGGUAUCAAAAAUUCUUUGAAGUUUUUUGGUAUAGAAGUUUUGUUUUGAUCCUCAAAAAUGCUGAGCCAUUGUGUAUAUUAUGUUAGGGAGCUGCCAGGUGUUAGUGUUGUAGACAAUAAAGUGCACUGGGAUCCAAAUGUAGAGAGGGUAUACUUGAGUUCAGGGAAACCCUUGGUAUGUUUGUUCUUGUGCUUUUCUAUUCACUCACAAGUGAUUCUCUUUUUGAAACAGGGUUUGGGUGUGGAAUGCUUGGUCAGGCUGAAGUGGCAAAUUGGCUCUCUCAGAGCAAGCUUGCUGCCAAAGUAGCUACCUAUUAGGAAAAGUCCUGUUGGAGUUUAUGGUUGUUGGAGUUUAUGGGUGGCUUCCUAUUUCCAAGCAGUUUCCUAUUUCUUUGUUUUUUCAGCGUUCUCUCCAUCUCAAACACUUCAUGCCAAGCUGCCUUUUGCCGGAAAGACGUCAAAUUUCAGGUUAAUGCCUGGCCUAAAGUAGGAUUUGGGUGGUAAAAAAGUUGCAGCCAUGAAGCCGAGUCACUGCUUUAUUCCAUUGUAAGUUUGCU